AGUCUUGAGUUAACAUUUGAACCGAAAGGUGUACAGUACAGUGCAGCAUGAACAUGAAAUUCUUGUGCGUGGUGGUGGCAACCUUCGCCAUGGCUUCGGCCGAAUACAGCGGCGGUCUCAAAGACGCUCUCGACAUCUACAGGGAAUGCAGCAAGAGCGAGGGCUUCUCGCCCUGCCUGAAGAAGAAGGCCAUCGGCGUCUUGGACAGAUUGGGCCGCAUGCAGCAAUUCAACUUCGGCGAGGGAGUCAGUAUUGUGCACGAACCUCAAACCGCCCCUGUCGAGAGUAUCGAGCAAUUGGAGGCAAAUCUGCCGCGUGCGCUGGACGCCAAGGACGCCGCUUUAAGUGACAUCGCUUUGAACAAAGUAUCGCAAUUGCUGGGAACAAGCAACAUUCAAAUCUCCUUAUCGAGAUUCAUCGAGGAUGACAGCAGCGAAAUGGUUGAAGAAAGUCGUAAGAAGAAGGGAGGCAAAAAGGGAAUGAUGGGAGACAUUGGAAUGCUCAUCGCCGCCAAAUUGGCUGCAAUCCUCCCACUGAAAAUCGCCCUUAUUUUCUUCAUCGCCAAGAAAGCUUUGAUCAUCGCCAAAAUCGCCCUCUUGAUCUCCGGUGCCCUGGCUAUUAAGAAACUUUUGGCUUCCAAGGGAGGCAGCGGCGGACAUGGCGGCGGUUCCAGUGGAUGGCAGUCCAGCGGCGGCGGUUGGGAUAAGAGGUCCAUGGAAGAAGCCCAAAAUUUGGCUUACAACGCUUACAAACCUCAACAAUAGAUAAUUUAAGUUAACUAGUCAUAUCUAAUUUAUUUAUUUAUUUUAGCACAAAUUUUACUGAUUACAUUACUGUAGAACGCAACCACUUUGUACAUAUUUUUCCUGAUGUAUGACGUAAAAUAUUAUUAAAAAAGACUUUUAUUAUUUAUCUAUUUAUUUGUGCCACAAUAAACAAUUGUUCUCAAACG
This is a messenger RNA of Brassicogethes aeneus, 952 nucleotides long. The record is from the annotation of a GenBank genome assembly. Lineage: Eukaryota; Metazoa; Arthropoda; Insecta; Coleoptera; Nitidulidae.